Molecule: messenger RNA, 1620 nt
Organism: Owenia fusiformis
Lineage: Eukaryota; Metazoa; Annelida; Polychaeta; Sabellida; Oweniidae
Source: the annotation of a GenBank genome assembly
AAAGAAACAUUUAACUAUACUCAGACUGAAUUGGAUUACAUAGCCUCGAGUGGUGAUUGGGGAGGAUGUUUAGAGUUUAUACCAGGAAUUGUUUUUGACAGUUUCGGUCCAAGAGUGACGUGCACCAUCUCACUUAUUGUCACGACAAUGGGAUUUUUACUAAUGUGGAUGGCGACUGUUUUUAGGAUAUUUUUCAGCUCAAAAAAUUGGCUGGUGUGUAUUUUUUAUUUUCUGACAGGAUUUGGGCCCACAUUUUUAGUCAUACCAUCGAUGGCAGUGAAUUGCAAGAACUUUGACAAGAAACAUUUGGGUAAAGUACUCGGCCUCUUAAAUGCCAUAUUUGGACUUAGUUCUGUUGUUAUAAUUGCUCUUUAUGAAGGAUUAUUCGUACAAGGACACUUUGAAGAUGCAGAGAAUCAAAAGUUAGGAGAGUUUAUGAUAAUGCUUACUGUAUUAUCAGCUUGUAUAGGAAUAUGUAGUGUUGUGAUGCUACAGACAGUUCCAGAAGGAUCUCCAUAUGAUGAGAUUGAACAAUCAGGAGAGGCUGAUAUGAAUAAGACAAAUGAUAUACAUAACAACACCAUCACCGUGGAACAUAAGAACAAUAAGAACAUAAAUGAUAGAACAGCCCUUGUUCAAGAGAAAAUAACAAAACAGAUACCACAAGAUAUGAACUGUUGGCAAAUGAUGAAAACGCCUCAGUUUUAUUAUGUUUUUCUGAUUUGUAUGAUCAUCGGAGGUAUUAACAUUUCAGUUGUAAACAAUAUCACAAUUAUCGGAGAAUCUGCACAAAUUGAUGUCAAUCCAACAACAUUUACUUUCAUAAUACCAAUUUUUGCAUCAAUUGGGCGAUUAUUUGGUGGAGUGAUACCAGACUAUAUAUUCCAGAAAUGGCCAGUCAUCCCGAAGUCAUCAAUUCUGUUAUUUUCGGGCAUAGUUACCUGUAUCAGUCAAAUAGUGUUCAUAUUUUUUAAUGGAAGUUUAAUUAGUUUGAUAUUUGCUUCUGUAAUGGUAGCCUUGGCAUAUGGUGUUUUGUUUGUCCAUAUUGAUAUCAUCACCAUUAACCUGUUUGGUUUGCAGUACUGCGGACAAAACUGUGGUCUUGUGUUUUUAAGUAAUGGAUUUGGAUUGGUAUUAUUUCAAAAGCUUUUUGCUUUGAAUUAUGAAACCUAUAGUCCACCUGGAUCACAUAACUGUUUUGGAGAGUUGUGUACACAGUGGUUUUUUGUUCUGACAUCAAGUUUAAGUUUUUGUGCAGUCUUUCUAAAUUUUUUUCUGAUGAAAAUUGAAAGAGAUCUGCAACUGUGACAUGAAGAAUCACAAACAGAAAUGGAAGUUAAUCACUACGUUAUAGAAUAUAAGGUGUUCACCAAACAAAGUUCGGUAGGGAUAUAGAGAAGCUGUCUGUCCAUCCGUAUGUGCAUUUGUCUGUCCGUUCAUGUGUAUUGGUGAUAACUUAAAUAUUAGCUGAUUUAUUUGGUUAGAAUUUUAUAGGCUGAUGUCUUAUGGGCAUAAGACCUGUGCUUUGGGAAUGAACAUGGUAAUAUAGUAUGUUUCAUUAUCCUACACUUAGUGUACUAAAUGUAUAAUAACAUUAAAAAUAAAUUUGAUAUUUAUGGG